GUUACCGGUCUCGCCAUGGAGCGGAAAGGUGAGCGGUGGAGCGGCCUCCGCCACGAGGGGCAACGGCUGCCGGGUCGAGGUCCGAGUCCGCAGCGCUGGGAGCUCGGCCUCACUGCCGCCGGCCGCUGCCCCGGCGUGCGGCGCCCCUGCGCGGAGGUGGCGCCGCCCCUCACCCCCCGCCAGCUCUGGGGUCCGCGCCCCUCGGCCCCGGCGUCCUCCGGCGCCAGCCGUCACUGCCCCUUGUUCCCGGCCGGGCCCGCUCGCGCCUUGGGGCCGCUGCUGCAGGGCCCGGCCCAGGGCGGGCGAGGCAGACCCCCGAGGCGGCCCGAGCCCCCUCCGGCGCAUCCCGCCUGGGCGCUGCUGUGCGCCCCGUGGGCCGCCCGCCCCCAGACCGAGCGCCUCGCCGAAGCCGCCCUCCGGCAGGCCCCGCGGUCGGGCCUGGCGCCCCUGCUGGGUCUCCAGCCUCACCUGGGUCGCCUGCUCUCCUCCACACUCGCCCUUCAUCCAUCCCUCUCUCCUGCAGUGCUUGCGCUCCAGGCCCGAAAGAAAAGGACCAAGGCCAAGAAGGACAAAGCCCAAAGGAAAUGUGAAAAUCAGCACCGAGGUUCUGCUCCCCACUCUGAGAGUGAUCUACCAGAGCAAGAAGAGGAGAUUCUGGGGUCAGACGAUGAUGAGCAGGAAGAUCCCAAUGAUUAUUGUAAAGGAGGUUAUCAUCUUGUGAAAAUCGGAGAUCUAUUCAACGGGAGAUACCAUGUGAUCCGAAAGCUGGGCUGGGGUCACUUUUCCACAGUGUGGUUGUCAUGGGAUAUUCAGGGGAAGAAGUUUGUGGCAAUGAAAGUAGUUAAAAGUGCUGAACAUUAUACUGAAACAGCACUAGAUGAAAUCCGGUUGCUGAAAUCAGUUCGCAAUUCAGACCCCAAUGAUCCCAAUAGAGAAAUGGUUGUUCAGCUACUAGAUGACUUCAAAAUAUCAGGAGUAAAUGGAACACAUAUCUGCAUGGUAUUUGAAGUUUUGGGGCAUCAUCUGCUCAAGUGGAUCAUUAAGUCCAACUAUCAGGGGCUUCCACUGCCUUGUGUCAAAAAGAUCAUUCAGCAAGUUCUGCAGGGUCUGGAUUAUUUACACACCAAGUGCCGUAUCAUCCACACUGACAUUAAACCGGAAAACAUCUUGUUGUCAGUGAAUGAGCAGUACAUUCGGAGACUGGCUGCGGAAGCCACCGAGUGGCAGCGGUCCGGAGCACCUCCUCCUUCUGGAUCAGCAGUCAGUACUGCUCCCCAACCUAAACCAGCUGACAAAAUGUCAAAGAAUAAGAAGAAGAAAUUGAAGAAGAAGCAGAAGCGCCAGGCAGAAUUACUAGAGAAGCGAAUGCAGGAAAUUGAGGAAAUGGAGAAAGAGUCGGGCCCUGGGCAAAAAAGACCUAACAAGCAAGAAGAAUCAGAAAGUCCUGUUGAAAGACCCUUGAAAGAGAACCCACCUAAUAAAAUGACCCAAGAAAAACUUGAAGAGUCAAGUACCAUUGGCCAGGAUCAUACACUUACGGAACGUGGUGUAGAGGGUGGUGCCGCAGAAAUUAAUUGCAAUGGAGUAAUUGAAAUCGUUAAUUAUACUGAGAACACUAAUAAAGAAACAUUGAGGCUUAAAGAGGAUCUGCAUAAUGCUAAUGACUGUGAUGUCCAAAAUUUGAAGCAGGAACCUAGUUUCCUAAACUCCCAAAAUGGAGACAGCGGCACAUCUCAAGAAACAGACUCUUGUACACCUGUAACCUCUGAGGUAUCAGAUAUCAUGGUAUGCCAGUCUUCCUCAACUGUAGAUGAGUCGUUCAGUGAACAGAACAUCAGCCAACUUCAAGAAAGCAUUCGGGCUGAGAUACCCUGUGAUGAUGAACAGAAUGGACCACUGGACAAUAAAGGAAAAUCUACUGCUGGAAAUUUUCUUGUUAAUCCCCUUGAGCCAAAAAAUGCAGAAAAGCUGAAAGUGAAGAUUGCUGAUCUUGGAAAUGCCUGUUGGGUGCACAAGCAUUUCACCGAAGACAUUCAGACAAGGCAGUAUCGCUCCCUGGAGGUUCUAAUUGGAUCUGGAUAUAACACCCCGGCUGACAUUUGGAGUACUGCGUGCAUGGCCUUUGAACUCGCCACGGGAGACUAUUUGUUUGAGCCGCAUUCAGGAGAAGAAUACAGUCGCGAUGAAGAUCACAUUGCAUUGAUCAUAGAACUACUGGGGAAGGUGCCGCGCAAGCUCAUUUUGGCAGGAAAAUAUUCCAAGGAAUUUUUCACCAAAAAAGGUGACUUGAAACACAUCACAAAGCUGAAGCCCUGGGGCCUUUUUGAGGUUCUGGUAGAGAAGUAUGAGUGGCCUCACGAAGAGGCAGCUGGCUUCACGGAUUUCUUACUGCCCAUGCUGGAGCUGAUGCCCGAGAAGAGAGCCACAGCCGCCGAGUGUCUCCGGCAUCCUUGGCUCAACUCCUAAGGUCCAGUCGGCCCUGCAGCAGAGAUGGCACACUGCCUCUCUGCCCCUCCCUCCGAGCUUCCCUUCUCAGGGUGAAGCUCUUCCUUCAGGGGUUUCUCGAUUUUUUUUUUCCAAUCCACGUGUUCAUUUGGGUUUGCUUAGUUGGCCCUGUGGAGAUCCCCACACCCGUUGGGCAUAUCCUAGGUGAAUUUGGCCUUGGUUGAACUCUGCCAAAGACUUAACGGACUGAAAUGUGAAACAGCCUCUCCCUGCCCUUGCCUUUCCAUUAGGAUGUUCUUGAAGUUCCAAACAUCUUUUUUCAGAAAGAGCUAUGAAGAUAGAUGAACCCAGCCUUUGACUGACUCUGCAAGUUAUGUUUUCUAGCACGUGUCGUGUCGCCAGCAUCGCCACAAGGAGGGGAAGGGUGUGUACUCUGUGCAGCGGAGACAUUAAACUCACUGCAUCCAGGCCGCAUGGUCUUCCUGGAUUGUUUGUUGUUCCCCAUGUUCACUUAUUUUUUUCCUGCAACUUCCAAGCUACUACCCUUUGAAAUGAGCUAUACAAACGUUGAAUUUAGGUACCAUUUUAUCAUUGUUCAAAGAAUCAUAAGAUUGUUUCAUCCUUUACUAAGAUCUUUGAAUCAUCCGUCCGAUUUUGAAUAUCACCAAAAGUGGAACCAUUAAGUAAUAAUUUCUUGAGACCCUCAGGUGUUCUGCAAAUAGUCCUUUCCUGUUAUCCUGAAAGCAGAGUCAUUUUGGCCACUUUUGGGGGUUUUUUGUUGUUGUUGUUUUGUGUUUGUUUUGAUUUGUUUUAUUUUUUACCAUCUCUGGCUAAUUUUAAUCGGCGCGCUUGAGUGUAUAGCCCCGAAACUAAAGGGUCGGGAUGACUCUAAAGGGGAUCUGGGCUUCAGACCUUUCUCACUCAGCCAUGUGCGUACUUUUUGGUCUUUGUUUCAUUUUGUGUUUUUUUAAAAUGGCUCUCUCUUUACCUUACCUGAAGUUCUGGCCUUGAAGCAGUUUCCCUUGUGGUUCUGCCUUUCUCAUUUUCUCAGAGCUGUGGGGUCUUCAACAAGAAUCUGAGUAAAAGAACCAUGGGAGGGAUAGAAUGGCACUUUUUGUUGACUAUUUUUUUUCUUAGUUUUUCAGGUUAGCCAUUCUCUGCUGCUAUUUCCUUGUAUAAUGUAAGUUUGUAACCAUGAUUUUGAGCUGAUUAAGAUGUACUUGAGGCUGCUUUUUUUUUUUUAAUGAGAAGAAGCUUUUUGAAUUUUACUUUAGGGUUGGCUUCUCCUAGACAUGACAUGUUCCUCAAGUAAAACUAAGAAGCAAAAACAGAGCAGGAUUGGGGUCCCAGCUGCUUACUCAUCACGGACCGAGUGGGCCUUGGAUUACAGCAUCCUCCAGAAGCAGCUGUAGGGCUCCAUUUCUGGAAAGCCAAGGAGGUGCAACUUGAAGCUCUACCAGGGAGACGCUGGGGAGCCAUCUUCCUGUGUGGGAGCCUGGAAUAGUUUCAUUAUCCACCAGGAAAAAGUGGUGCCCCUGGGCCAUCCACUUAACUUACAAACUAUACUCUGAAUAACUGGCCAGCCAUUCUUUGGAUCCUUGAUUGGAUACUCCUUAAAUCAUACAUGCUCCUGUAGAAAGAAUUUGAUGUCAGACUGUCUAUGCACCAAUCAAGAAUGAAGAGACUAGAUUGCAUCAAACAACGGCAGGGAAAUCCUUCAGCAAUUCUGAUCCACUUACGGUGUUCAGCUGUAUUUACAUCUAGAGCAAUAGCAGACUAGCACUGAAUUCUUUUCUACAUUGUAAAAUCACAGUUGCGGACCACAGGAAUUCUGAUGAGGCUAUUAAGGUGAAAUAAUAAAAAGAAAGAAACUCACAAGCAAACCAAAGGCCUCAUUUUAACAGUUGACAGGAAAAUUGUAACAGGAGAGAAAAGCUGUGGCAUCAUUUCAGAAAUGCUUGCCACCAAACAAGGGCUUUUUCCUCCUGUCAUGUAAGCAGCCAAAUGAAUUAGAAUUUAAGGAAAGAGGCAGCUGUAGAACUUGAUCUUCCAAGUAUCCCAUGUACCUUUACUGAGCUUAAAGAUAAUGCUGUCAAAAUCAUUGCCAAGAUCUCACUAAAGGAUUUCUAUUUGCUAUUAGUUAAAAAUAAAACCCUGAAUACAUUUUUAUUCUUUCUACUGUGUGCAUUGUCUGUUUUCUUUUAUAAAUACAGUACAAUAAACAGAUUAUUUAAUAACC
Messenger RNA from Ochotona curzoniae (black-lipped pika), 4684 nucleotides. It is a transcript of the gene SRPK1, whose product is annotated as SRSF protein kinase 1. Lineage: Eukaryota; Metazoa; Chordata; Mammalia; Lagomorpha; Ochotonidae. Gene Ontology annotation, molecular function: protein kinase activity; ATP binding. The record is from RefSeq and is a predicted model, not a curated record. Gene Ontology annotation, biological process: spliceosomal complex assembly; protein phosphorylation; regulation of mRNA processing.